AUGGUCCAGAGCGACAUGUCCAAAUCGCCUCCCAGCCCGGCGCAGGAGGUGCAGAUGGAGCUGCUGGACAACCCCCUGCCCGCCGCGGCGGCAGCGCAGUCUUAUGGUAAAGGAGCAAGAAGAAAAAACCGAUUCAAAGGAUCAGAUGGGAGUACAUCUUCUGACACUACCUCCAACAGCUUUGUACGCCAGGGUUCGGCGGACUCCUACACCAGCCGUCCAUCCGACUCAGAUGUGUCUCUGGAAGAAGACAGGGAAGCAGUGCGGAGAGAGGCAGAACGACAAGCCCAGGCACAGCUGGAAAAAGCAAAGGCCAAGCCUGUUGCGUUCGCAGUCCGGACAAACGUUGGGUACAGCGCAGCUCACGAUGACGAUGUCCCGGUCCCCGGCAUGGCCAUCUCCUUUGAGGCUAAAGAUUUUCUUCACGUUAAAGAAAAAUUUAAUAAUGACUGGUGGAUAGGACGGUUGGUAAAAGAAGGCUGUGAAAUAGGAUUCAUACCAAGCCCAGUCAAGCUAGAGAACAUGAGGCUGCAGCAUGAACAAAAGGCAAAACAAGGAAAAUUCUACUCCAGUAAAUCAGGAGGAAACUCUUCAUCCAGUUUGGGUGACAUCGUUCCUAGCUCCAGAAAAUCGACGCCUCCAUCAUCUGCUAUAGACAUAGAUGCCACUGGCUUAGAUGCAGAAGAAAAUGAUAUUCCAGCCAACCAUCGCUCCCCCAAACCCAGUGCAAACAGUGUCACCUCACCCCACUCCAAAGAGAAAAGAAUGCCCUUCUUUAAGAAGACAGAGCACAUCCCUCCCUACGAUGUAGUGCCUUCUAUGCGACCAGUAGUUUUAGUGGGGCCUUCUCUGAAGGGAUAUGAAGUAACAGAUAUGAUGCAAAAAGCAUUAUUUGAUUUUUUAAAACACAGAUUUGAAGGGCGUAUCUCCAUCACCCGGGUGACGGCAGACAUCUCCCUGGCCAAGCGCUCGGUGCUGAACAACCCCAGCAAGCACGCCAUCAUCGAGCGCUCCAACACGCGCUCCAGCCUGGCUGAAGUUCAAAGUGAAAUUGAAAGGAUUUUCGAGCUGGCAAGGACACUGCAGCUGGUGGUGCUGGAUGCUGACACCAUUAACCACCCAGCUCAGCUGAGCAAAACCUCUCUGGCUCCCAUCAUAGUGUAUGUAAAGAUUUCUUCUCCUAAGGUUUUACAGAGGUUGAUAAAGUCUCGAGGGAAAUCCCAAGCCAAACACCUCAACGUGCAGAUGGUGGCCGCCGACAAGCUGGCACAGUGCCCGCCCGAAAUGUUUGAUGUGAUUCUGGAUGAGAACCAGCUGGAAGAUGCUUGUGAGCACCUUGCUGACUACCUGGAAGCCUACUGGAAGGCCACACAUCCACCUAGCAGCAACCCUCCCAACCAGCUCCUCACUCGCACACUUGCCACAGCCACUCUUCCUAUUAGCCCAGGUCCAAAUAUUAAUCUCCAGGGAUCUCAAGGAGAGCAGAGGAACGACCACUCGGCUCCCGAGCGCGGCGGCUCGCACGUCGAGGAGGAAGCUCGGCUGGAGCCCGGCAAGAAAUCGCAGCACCGCUCCUCCUCCAGCCAGCACCACAACCACCGCGGCGCCGGCAGAGGCCUCCCCCGGCAAGAGACUUUUGACUCCGAAACGCAAGACAGCAGAGAUUCGGCUUACGUGGAGCCGAAGGAGGACUACUCACACGAGCACGGCGAGCACCACGACCCCCACCGGGAUCACAACCACAGGGACGAGUCGCACGGGAGCGGGGAGCACCGGCACAGGGAGUCGAGACACCGCUCCAAGGAGAGGGACCGCGAGCAGGACCACAACGAGUGCAACAAGCAGCGCAGCCGCCAUAAAUCCAGGGACCAGUACUGUGACAAGGACGGGGAGGUGAUCCUGCGGCGGCGCAACGAGGCGGCCGAGUGGGGCAGGGACGUCUACAUCCGGCAGUGA
Molecule: messenger RNA, 1956 nt
Organism: Indicator indicator
Lineage: Eukaryota; Metazoa; Chordata; Aves; Piciformes; Indicatoridae
Gene: CACNB2
Product: calcium voltage-gated channel auxiliary subunit beta 2
Exons: 14
Coding region: 1-1956 (651 amino acids)
Biological process (GO): chemical synaptic transmission; neuromuscular junction development; regulation of voltage-gated calcium channel activity
Cellular component (GO): voltage-gated calcium channel complex
Molecular function (GO): protein binding; high voltage-gated calcium channel activity
Source: RefSeq, a predicted model, not a curated record